AUUUGCCGCCCAGGACGGCAUUCUGGGAUUACCGGGUCUCCCCAAACUAUCAUGGCGUCCUGUGAAGAUGGCGACUACCAUUAAACAGGCGUUGCUGGAUUUCCUGACAAUUUAAAUUCAAGGAAUUGGAGACAUAGAGUGAGAGACGAGGGCCAGGAGAACUGUGCUAGUGGCCAGAAGUUUUCAGGCCAUCACUCACACCCCCACACAGAGCUGAUAAAACGGAGUGUGCAAUGGACACUCGGCAAGGUGGGGACGAGGCAGCAGAGAGUGAACACACUCUAGAGGAAACGUCUGCAAAAGAAGGAAGUGAGAUGAUGCACAAGAAGAACAAGAAGCACAAAAAACACAAGGGCAAAAAGAAGAAGAAGAAACGUGGCAAGGGAGAGCGGGAGACCAGCUCAGAGUCGGUCCCAGAGUCCGACGUAGAGAAGCCACCAGUCAGAACCAGAGCAGGCUUGAGGAGUGCUGGCCUUGUGGCUCCUGAUGCAGCAGCAGGUACAAAAGAUGAGGCAACAAAGGGCUUGAUCACAGCAGAUAAACCUGAGGUAUGUGAUGCUAAAGCCAGAAAACACAAAAGACAUUUUGGGAAAAAGAAGAAAAAGAAGAGGAGAAAAGGGGAAGAGAAGCAGGAGAAGAACUCACCUUUACACUCAGAGAGCGAAUCUAUGUCAGGGUCAGAUUCUGAGUCUGAGGAGAAGCCUGCUGGCACGGAUGUGCAAGCAGUUCCCAUCCUGUCUAAGGCCAGACAAGAGGAAAAUGUGUCCUCCCUACGUCUAACUCUCGGCCAAAAAGAGGGAUCUCUGAAAAUGUGUCAAACCUUGGAUGAGCAGUCUGCGGAUGCACGAGGAAAGACGGAAGAGAAGGCGCCCCCUGCUGACAGGGAGGAACAGACCGUCUCCGUCAUAAAGACAGAAGCUUCACGGAGCGACAGGUGCUUCAGUCACUCCCAGGAGCUUCCGGACAUCAUCCCCAAGCAAGGCGGCCAGAGAGAGGAGACAAACGCAGGGCAGAGGUCAAAGGUGAAUAACCAUGCUCCCUCACGGUCAAGGUCACAGUCACUGACGGAAUCUAAAAGAGCCAGAUCGAGUGUGAGUCGUUCGACAAGCUCCAAGCGGUCCAUAUCAAGCCGCAGUCGUUCACUAAGCCCCAAGAAAUUGUCGGGUCUGCCUGUGUCUAGCAGGGGCAGGUCUCGAUCCUUCUCAAAGAGCAUGACUCCCAAGAGGAAGCAGUCUAAUUCCCUUAAAAGGACAGGGUGCAAGUCCCCUUCUCUGUCCCCCAGGAGAGGACCCAAGUCCCCUUCUCUGUCCCCCAGGAGAGGACGCAAGUCCCCUUCUCUGUCCCCCAGGAGAGGACGCAAGUCCCCUUCUCUGUCCCCCAGGAGAGGACGCAAGUCCCCUUCUCUGUCCCCCAGGAGAGGACGCAAGUCCCCUUCUCUGUCCCCCAGGAGAGGACGCAAGUCCCCUUCUCUGUCCCCCAGGAGAGGACGCAAGUCCCCUUCUCUGUCCCCCAGGAGAGGACGCAAGUCCCCUUCUCUGUCCCCCAGGAGAGGACGCAAGUCCCCUUCUCUGGCGCAAGUCCCCUUCUCUGUCCCCCAGGAGAGGGCGCAAGUCCCCUUCUCUGUCCCCCAGGAGAGGGCGCAAGUCCCCUUCUCUGUCCCCCAGGAGAGGGCGCAAGUCCCCUUCUCUGUCCCCCAGGAGAGGGCGCAAGUCGUCUCCUCUGUCCCCCAGGAGAGGGCGCAAGUCGUCUCCUCUGUCCCCCAGGAGAGAGGACCCGCAAGUCGUCUCCUCUGCAAGUCGUCUCCUCUGUCCCCCAGGAGAGGACGCAAGUCGUCUCCUCUGUCCCCCAGGAGAGGACGCAAGUCGUCUCCUCUGUCCCCCAGGAGAGGACGCAAGUCGUCUCCUCUGUCCCCCAGGAGAGGACGCAAGUCGUCUCCUCUGUCCCCCAGGAGAGGACGCAAGUCGUCUCUUCUGUCCCCCAGGAGAGGACGCAAGUCCCCCAAGAGAGGACGCAAGUCCCCUUCUCUGUCCCCCAGAAGGGGACGCAAGUCGUCUCCUUUGUCCCCCAGGGGGGGACGCAAACUGUCUCCGUCUCCAAGACGAGGGCGGCGGUCUGAGUCCAGGCCUCGUGGUCGUGUCAGGAGGUCGAGGACCAGAACCCCCCCCCCUCGUCGUGGUAGACCCUCGAGGUCCCGCUCGCCUGUGAGGCUGACUCGCCGCUCAUGCUCCAAAUCUAGACGGCUCCGUCAUUCCCGGUCCCUGAGAAGAGGCCGGCGCUCCAAAAGCAGCUCCCCGUCUCACAGGAAGAGGUCCCCCCCCAGGACACGACGGUCCCGGUCUCCGGUCAGGAAAGGCAAGCGUACUCGGUCCCGCUCUGUCGUGAUCCUGAAGAGGAACAGGAAAGGCUCACUGUCCAAAUCCCCAACAGGCAAGAACACCAAGUCCCGCUCCAGGAGCUGCAGGAAAUCCAGUUCACCAGUACAGAAAAUACUUUCUAGAUCACCAAAGCGGAGCAGGACAAAGUCCAGAUCCCCAAUACGCAGUAAACCAUCAAGAUCACCAUCCCCAUGUAACAGGUCUUGUACUCCUAAAUCCAAAUCGCUGAAAAGAAACAAGUGUUCACUGUCAAAAUCGCCCAAAAGAGACAUAUCGAAAUCUAGGUCUGUCUUAAGCGACAGGCAAUCUGAGAGCGUAUCCCCAGAACGCUCAAGAUCCAGGUCUACUGACCUGAAGUCUCUGAAAUCAGUCAAACAUACUGCAGACAAGACUGUGAAUGAUGAACCACCUACCAAGCCUGUUGGGGAGGCUGUAGCAACAGCUGCAACAGGGCCCUGGAAGCCCCUCCCUUGGGCUGCACCCUCCAGUUCUAUCAUACAGGGCAAGCCAGUGGCUGGGCAGGCUGACGAGAGCAGCUCUGAGAUUCCAUCUGAAGACCACGACUCCGCAGCAGAAGAGCCAAAGGGAGCAAGAAGCCCAACAAGCUCCUCUGAAGAAGAGCCAGAUGAGCAUGCUAUCUCCAGGUCUGUGUCACCAGAGACCGUUUGUGCUGAUCGUCGCUACAGGGUAUCAUCUUCUAAAUCCUCCAUCAAGAAGGCAUCAUCUUCGAAACAACGCCAGUCCUCAAAAUCAGCAUCUCCUGCCAGGAAGUCCCACUCACCUGCCGGCAGAAAGACAUCCACCUCUCCCUCACGGAGGUGCUCCCGGUCCAAGUCUACCUCUCAGUCCAAGUCUACCUCCAGAAGGAGGCGUUCCAAGUCCCCAUCCAGGAAAAGGAAGUCUGUCUCCCCGCCUGCCAGACGGAAGAAGAGGUCCAAGUCCAGAAGUCCUGUCUGGCGCAGGAGAUCACGCUCUAAGUCACCGGCACGGCGCAGGAAGUCACAUUCCAAGUCCAGGACCAAGCACUCAAAGUCCCGCUCCCCGGCCAGAAGGAAGAGGUCCAAAUCCACAGACAGGCGCAAACGCCUCAAGUCUCGUUCUCCAGGCCGAAGGAGAAGGUCCGUGUCGCGACGGCGCCGGCCCAUCAUGCGAAAUCGCUCGUUUGAUCGCCGCGACCGAUGGAAACGGGAACCAAGCCAUUCACCCAUCCUCAUCCUCCGCAAGCGCCGGUCCACAUCUCGAACCCGCCGCAGUGCCAGCAAGACCCCUCCUCGUCUCACUGAGCUGGACAAAGACCAGCUACUGGAGAUAGCGAAGGCCAAUGCAGCAGCCAUGUGUGCUAAAGCAGGUGUGCCCAUUCCAGAGAGUCUGAGACCCAAGGCCAUCCUCCAGCUUCCCCUGCCCAACCCAGCCCCAACCCCUCUGAAUCUGCCUCUUCCCCUGCCCCUGCCUCUCAACAUGCCCGGCAUGGGAAUGCCCAACAUGAACAUGCCCAACAUGAACAUGCCCAACAUGAACAUGCCCAACAUGAACAUGCCCAACAUGAACAUGCCCAACAUGAACAUGUCCAAUAUGGCCAUGAGUGCUGCCAUGGCCAGUAUGAAAGCUGCCACCAUGACUGCAGCCCUCACCAACAUGGCCCAGAUGUCAAACAUGCCCCAGAUGGCUCCCCUCCCCACCAUCACCAACAAGCCCCCUCCUAGCCAGGCUCCCCAAACAACCCUUCCCCCCCUCAACCUGGACCACAUAGAGGAGGUGAAGAGGAAGGUGACUCAGCAGGCCAACAUCUACAGCAUCAAGGAGCUCACUGAGAAAUGUAAGAUGAUAGCGGCAAGUAAAGAGGAGAUGGCCAUAGCGAAGCCGCAUGUGUCUGAUGACGAGGAUGAGGACAGGAAGCCUUGUGGCAAGAGCUUAAGUUAACUUUCUUUGUGGCGCAUCAGAGGUACUCCCCAUGGAUACCAUCACCAGGUGUCAAGGUUGUGUUGUGGUUAUAGAGCAGGAACCUCAUCAGAUACUGCCAGCCCUUCUUCUCUGGACAAUCAUUCCCUCCCCAACCCCUCCCAUCAGUACUCUAGCUGUCUGGGGAAGUGUUUGAAAUGUCAGUGAUCCUGUGUCCCAUUGGACAGACUGACCUGAGUGUUCUUGUGUGUCAUUGGACGGAUUGCAGUGUGUACAGUGUGGUUAUCCCUAGCUUCUACACGUUGCUCAGACAGAGCUCUCUGGACAAUGACUGAAGCAAAAUGAUAUAGGAACAUAUUUUCAAUGUUUUGUCAACCCUUUCUAAUGUUAAACUUCUGUUCCUUUUUUUAUUGUGUUCAGUAAUAAUAUUUCCACCUCAUGGUUCCUUUAGUGACAUUUUAACCUGUAAUUAAGUGAACUGCUCGGUCUGCCCUCAGCACGCACGGGCACACUAAUACACACAUCAGUAAUAUGAUGGUCAGGUGUGUCUUUAGUGACGGGCAGACGACCAGGUCUCUCCAUUGAGAAGACAAACUUAUCAGGUCUUUGUAGGAUCCACUCUAAAUGUUUUCAUUUCUCUACAUAUUAACUGAUGUAAUCUUUAGCUAUUUUAAUAACAAAUGCAUUUUAGGAUUUCCUUGAUCAGUAGUAGAAUAUUAUUUGGCUGACUUUGUACAUAAUAUGUUGAUUAUUAAAGGAAACCAGAAAAUCA
This is a messenger RNA of Oncorhynchus gorbuscha (pink salmon), 5046 nucleotides long. RefSeq names its product serine/arginine repetitive matrix protein 2-like. The transcript is spliced from 9 exons. The coding region runs from base 234 to 4295 and encodes 1353 amino acids. Gene Ontology annotation, biological process: regulation of cell cycle; regulation of mRNA splicing, via spliceosome. Gene Ontology annotation, molecular function: RNA binding. NCBI's taxonomy places the organism in Eukaryota, Metazoa, Chordata, Actinopteri, Salmoniformes, Salmonidae. The record is from RefSeq and is a predicted model, not a curated record.